CCUCUGGUCCUGAAUGCAAGGGAGACACAACGCUCACUCGUAGCUCAAAGACCCCCCGCCCGCAACUCGGCCCAUACACCACUACGCACCUAUUCCCAAAACCGAUAAAAUGGCAUCAGCUACCCUGCCACUGCGUCUGCGCAGCAACAUCCGUGACCUUGUCACCUCCCCGACUUCUGCCGUUGCCAUCCGCACCGCCAGCCUGGGAAAGACAAUCGGAUACCCCAUCUCUCUCGAUCCGGAAUGGCCAAUUCUCUGGGCUGCGUUACAGCCGUACUACGAUGAUCCCGCGACAUUCAUCCCUGGUAUCGCAAGGGUUAUCGUCUCGUGGUGUGAUGUGUUUACUGCGUGGCUAGAGGCCGAAGAGAAUGAGGAUGGCGUGGAAAGGUUGUUGGAGGAGAUGAAUCCCGUGGUGAAGGUUGUUGUUGAGGUAUUGACGACAGGAACAAGGCCCUCCACGGCAUGGCUUCCAGGCAAACAGCUCUUCGUCAUCGGACUCCCAAAAGCCGUACUACCCCCAGCCGGCACAAUCCACGCAGGUCUCUCAUCAGACUUUCUCUCUCUCUUCGCGCCACUCUCUUCAUCAUCUCUCGAUGCUCCAGUCUCAACCAUUGCAUCCGAAGACCCCGAAUGGGCUGACGUCUCGAUCGAACCCCAAAACCGCACGCCUGCGGCUCUUCCACGUCAAAGCAUCGCGGCCCAAGAAAGCGCCAGUGACCGGCUCCCAGACCUUGCUCUCAUUCCCCGCCCAGAAGAGCUGCUCAGGAGGCCCCCUUACUGGCUCCUUGUGAGCCAGGAUAUGGAUAACCGCGUUGUUAUCCAGGGAAGCCAUGCGCCCAGCUUAGAGUGCAUGGAAGCCUAUCUAAAGCGGUGGUGUAGAGGAAACCCGCAUCGUGUUGACCGCCCACCUGUGGUGGAGGUUAAAAUGGAGCAGUCGGCAUUUGGGGUCGGGCUGAUGAACGAUACGCUGGUUCUACAGGGACAGGCGGGGAAGGUAAGUGUCAUGUUGGUGUUGGUAUUUAUUGAGUCUGUCCUGGAAUACGCGCCUGUAUUGGAGACUUCAACGGCCGGGAGAGUAUGGGAGUUUAAGAGAGUUAAAGGGUUUAAAUAAUUCUGUCGG
Molecule: messenger RNA, 1120 nt
Organism: Pseudogymnoascus verrucosus
Lineage: Eukaryota; Fungi; Ascomycota; Leotiomycetes; Thelebolales; Thelebolaceae
Exons: 4
Coding region: 110-1111 (333 amino acids)
Source: RefSeq, a predicted model, not a curated record